UGUUGAUUUUGAUUUGAAAAUGUCAAAGUGACGUCAAAAUGUCAAAUUUCAAUAUCAUCUUAUCAACAAAAGUUUAUAAAUAAGGGGGUGUGGUGGUGGUGUCAAUAAAAUUUACAAAUGGAACCUAUAAAUAUACACAAGUUUGCUCCAGAAUUGCAUAGAAAGUAUUUGUCAUUUAUUUUAAAUGGAAAAAUGCCGUCUUCACAAAGCACCAUGGACACCAACAGAUCAAUCCUUAUGUAUUUUGCUGUAUCUGGUUUAGAUAUACUCGGAGAAAUAGAAAAUAUUCCUAAGGAACGAAUAAAGUCAAUUAUCGAUUGGAUAUAUUCCUUACAGGUGGUCAAUAAUGAAGAUUUAGUUAGUGGAUUUCAAGGAUCAACUACUUUAAAUACUUUAGAAAAUAAAAACCAAGGUAGUAAUUACAAAUGGUCUCAUAUAGCCAAUACAUAUGCAUGUCUAUCAACACUUUUAAUACUAGGAGAUGAUUUGGGAAGAGUUAAUCGACAAGCCAUUUUAGAUAGUUUGAAAACAUUACAACUGCCUGAUGGAUCUUUCAAGGGAGCAAAAGAAGGAGUAGAGAAUGACAUGAGGUUUGUUUAUUGUGCAGCUUGUAUUUGUCAUAUAUUGGACGACUGGAGUGCUGUGAAAGUAGAAGCAAUGGUAGAAUUCAUUCUUAACAGCAUAUCCUAUGAUGGAGGUAUAGGCCAAGGUCCAGACCUAGAAUCCCAUUCUGGCUCAACUUUCUGUGCUAUUGCCACUCUAGCAUUAAGCAACAAUUUAGAUAGGUUAACUAAAGCACAGUUUGUAGCGUUAAGAAGAUGGUUGUUGUAUAGAUUCGAUGGAGGUUUUAAUGGAAGACCUAAUAAGCCAAUAGACACUUGCUACUCGUUUUGGACAGGAGGAUCACUAAAUAUCUUAGAUGCUUAUGAAUUUAUUCAUAACAAAAAUAACCCUCAGUUUGUUCUAAUGACACAAGACAGACAUGGAGGUUUUUCAAAAUGGGGACACGUUGUACCUGAUCCUAUGCACACAUACCUUGGCUUAGCUGGACUAAGUUUGAUGGGAUUUGGUGGAUUAAAUGAAAUGAAUUGUGAAUUAAAUAUAACCAAAAGAACAUCCGAACAUCUUAAAAAUAUUCAAUGACAUACACAAUAAAUAAAUAUAGUUUAAAAAA
This is a messenger RNA of Psylliodes chrysocephalus, 1174 nucleotides long. Lineage: Eukaryota; Metazoa; Arthropoda; Insecta; Coleoptera; Chrysomelidae. The record is from the annotation of a GenBank genome assembly.